Molecule: messenger RNA, 588 nt
Organism: Sphaeroforma arctica JP610
Lineage: Eukaryota; Ichthyosporea; Ichthyophonida
Exons: 4
Biological process (GO): retrograde transport, endosome to Golgi
Cellular component (GO): Golgi apparatus; membrane
Source: RefSeq, a predicted model, not a curated record
GGCAUUGACAAAAAGAACUCGUGUUGCAACGAGGAGACUAGAUUGCCCCCGGGACAUGUGUGUAGCAACGGCAUUGUGCUCACGGAUGCUGUAAAGGAUCACGUUACGACUGGUAAUUACAUCUGUAACGGUCUAGAGAUGGAUGUUUCGUUUACCGACAUCAACGAGGAUGGGAACUGGUUUGUUCUAAGCAUGGGCUGCACAGACAACCCUGUGCACAGCAUAUUCGUAUUCAAAAGCAGUUAUGGAUUCCUCCCAGCGGACCAGUAUCCAUUGCUUCUGUUCCAUGGGAUAAUGUCGCUGGUCUACUUCUGCAUCGCGGCCGUUUGGCUGACUCUCACCAUUCUGUAUUGGAGAGACCUACUCAAAUUGCAGUACUGGAUCAGCGCCGUUAUCGUUAUGAGUAUGUUGGAGAUGGCUAUGUUCUACGGAUGGUACGAGCACUCCAACCUUACGGGGCAGACCUCUCAGUUUCUUCUGGGGACGGCGGUAUUUGUCAUGGUGGCGACCCUUACACUCGCUCGUAUGCUGGUAAGUAUCACACUCAACUCUAGCAGGCAGCUUUACUUGGUACACUACUGUCGUUAG